This is a messenger RNA of Mugil cephalus (flathead mullet), 2317 nucleotides long. Its product is annotated as ly6/PLAUR domain-containing protein 1-like. Lineage: Eukaryota; Metazoa; Chordata; Actinopteri; Mugiliformes; Mugilidae. Gene Ontology annotation, molecular function: acetylcholine receptor inhibitor activity. The coding region runs from base 900 to 1334 and encodes 144 amino acids. The transcript has 4 exons. Gene Ontology annotation, biological process: acetylcholine receptor signaling pathway. The record is from RefSeq and is a predicted model, not a curated record.
GGGAAAUUUCAUGAUUUGGAGAAAACCCGGAAUCUUUCGCCCCCCAGGGGGGAACCGCCGCCGCCGCUUCCCACUCACAAUCUGCCCCCAGGAGCCGGAGCUCGGAGCCGGCGACAGUUGACUCCGUGCACCGCGGAGGGAUUUAUAACCAUUAGUCCCUCGACGGGUAAUUAUGCGCACAUAAAAUAAAUGAGUUUUACGCACGCUUGCUUCGGUGAUUGCUCUCUCUGUCUGGCUCGCGAGACUUUGUAAAACUCGAGGUUAUUUCUUGAGUUGGUGCGUUUGGAGGAUGAUCCACAAUUGAAAAAAAAAAAAAAAAAGAUAAAGGACAGCAGAUUUGCGCAGUUUCGUUGCGCACUGAUCUGUUCCUUAAUGGAAACUCAUAUAAAAGGUCACUGAAGUCAUUACAGCUGCAAGGAAAAUGUGACUAACAUAGAGAUUGCCAAUUAGCUGAAUCGUUAUAGUGAAUCGUUAGCAAAAAAAAAAAAAAAAGCUGCAGAAUCGUUUGGACGAUUGUGGUGGAAACACUGAAGUUCACUCUAUAUCUCUUAAAACACAGACGCGCUCAAACCCUAAAAAUAGACACAGGCUGCUAUGAUUUAAAGGUUGAAAUAUAAUAUUUAUAAUGCAGUGAUAAGAAAAUACCACAGCCCUGAGUUAUUAUCGCAACUGGCCCUGAUGAGAUAUGAAAAUGCCAACUGUGAGCCCCCGUCACGUGGUGCGCUUUAUGAUUUCUGCGCUCGGGAUUUGUCUCCAGUCUCCAGGAUCUCACACCUCUCGGAGCAUUUUCCAGUCAGCCGAGAGGAUGAUGACUUGCUCCGGGCUUCCUCCGAGCCUCCGCCUCAGCGACUUCGCCUUUUCGGUCUGAUGUUUCCGCCCCGAGCCUCAUUUAGGAGAGAAUGUGUCUGCUCGUUUUUGCGACUUUAUUCGGAGUCCUUCUCGAAGCAGGAGAUGCCCUUCAGAUCCAGUGUUACCAGUGUGAGGAGAUGAAGCACAAUGACUGCUCGACGCCAGAAUACAUCGUCAACUGCACCGUCAACGUACAGGACAUGUGCCAGAAGGAGGUGCUGGUCAAACCUGAUGGGGUACAUUAUCGGAAGUCCUGCGCGUCCUCCGGCGCCUGCCUCAUCGCCUCCUCGGGCUACCAGCAGUUCUGCACCGGCAAGCUGAACUCAGUCUGCAUCUCGUGCUGCAACACCCCGCUCUGCAACGGCCCCAAGAGGAAGCGCCCCGUCCCCUCGGCGGCGACGCCCACCAUGCGGGUGACCGACAGGCCUCUUCUUCUCCUCCUCCUCAUGUUCCUGUCGACGCUGAUGCUCCUCCCGCUGACGUAGACGUUCCUGCCACAUCUUUGCCGGUCGUCCAGAAGCUCGGACCUGUGAUCAGAUUCGGACACCACACACACACACACACACAAACAAAAAACAACUGUAAAUGUAAAGACAUCCGAGAAUGACGCCUGAAACCUGGAGCACUGGAAGCAUCUUUCCGAACCAUUCGUUGCUCACGUUGUGGGCGUCUCUCAGUUUCUUAGCUUUUUGUGAAGUGGAAAAUCUGCUCUGAAGAUUUUAUUUUGCAGCAGCGUCUGUAGGUCUUAUUUCUUGUUAACGCUGUAGCUGUUGUUGCUCUUAUUUAAAUAUGCCACUAACGCCAUGAACCCUCCACUCUCGUCUUAUUAUUCUUCAUACGUCGUGGUAAAGACUGCACUUUAAUCCAGGCAAAGGGGAAGGAACCUCCUGCUGCACAUCACCCUGUCACUUUUAUGCCUUUCUUUCCACUGCCACACCGCACGGACACGGACAUUGAACUACUGGGAAUGUGAAAGAGGCUGAAAUGAUUUUGGAAACGUAGUAUGAGUUAAUAAUUUAACUGUAAAGAGUUUAUUAGAUAUUAAAGAGACGUUGAAGUGAGUGAUAACCUUUAUAAACGCGUUAGUGCAGUAAAAGAACACACGAUAAGCACAAAUACAUGUUUUACAUCAUCUCUAGAAGUGCAUGAGGCCUCUGCUGUAUGAACAGAUGUUUUGUAACUUAUUUUAAAUUUACACACAUUAUUUUUUUUUCUUAGCGUCUUAUUUUACUGCUUGGCUUGGAUUUGGUCUGUACAGUAUCGUAUUUAACGUGUCGUGGACCACCACAGUGAAGGCAGUGACGGUCAGAGUUUGUUUUCGUACUGUUUUAUUUCUAGGAGAACGAUGCUUAUUGGUUGAAGCUUCCCGGAUGGAGACGAAGCAGCUGAGAAACCAAACCUCUGAGAAGAGGAACGACGAUGUGUUCUGCUCAUAUGUGAUGUAAAUAAAUGUUGCAGAAAAUGGAAA